AUGCUACGGAGUGUGCUGGGCACCCCUAGAUCCGAGUCGGACGGCAACCUGCUCCAGCUGGCGGAGAAGAGCAAUGGGGAGGAGAGCGGGGGGGACGAAGGCCCCCUCGCCGUCGCUCCCGGGGCAAGGCGCACGGCAGACUCAUCUGUGGUGGAUGAUGACGGGGAAGAGCCCCCCCGGGCCCUGCCCACCGGCGCCGAGGCGGUAAUCACCCAGGUGAACACCCGACAGGGAGCCCCUACCGGGCCUGCCCUGGGCCAGAUGGUCACCCUUCCGUCGACAUCAGAGGACACCUCGGACCUGCGGGCCUCCUGGAGGAACAAAGUCAGGAACAUCUUCUGCUGCCUGGUCCCAGGGCCCGGCGACCAGUAUACGCGGCAGGAGGAGGGCCCCGUGGUCAUCCGCCCCGUGGCCCCCCCACCCCCCUCCUGGGCCGACCCGGUCAUCGGCCCGCCCUCCCCCGCCGACAUCGGCAAGAAGUGCCUGGUGCUGGACCUGGACGAGACGCUGGUGCACUCCUCCUUCCGCCCCGUGGCCUCCCCCGACUACAUCAUCCCCGUGGAGAUCGAGGGGCGGGUGGUGGACGUGUACGUGCUCAAGCGCCCCCACGUCGACGCCUUCCUGGCCGCCGUGGGGGACCGCUUCGAGGUGGUGGUGUUCACCGCCAGCCUGGGCAAGUACGCCGACCCGCUGCUGGACCUGCUGGACCCGGCGGGGGUGGUGCGGUGGCGCCUCUUCCGCGAGGCGUGCUACCCCUAUGAAGGCUCCUACGUCAAGGACCUGCAGUGCAUGGGGCGGCCCAUGGAGAGCCUGAUCAUCGUGGACAACUCCCCCCACUCCUACGUGUUCCAGCCCGAGAACGCGCUGCCCAUCGGCACCUUCAUCGACGACCCAGAAGAUCAGGAGCUGCUGGACUGCCUGGAGGUGCUGAUGGAGGUGGAGAACGUGCGGGACGUGCGGCAAGGCCUGGCCACCGAGCUAUCGCGGCGCAGGACCGGCCUCUUCUCCGGCUUCUCCCAGGCCGUGGCGCGCGCAUCCACGCAUCUGGCCCGCCCCUCCGUCUGA
Messenger RNA from Auxenochlorella protothecoides, 1065 nucleotides. RefSeq names its product CTD small phosphatase-like protein. Bases 1 to 1065 code for a protein of 354 amino acids. NCBI's taxonomy places the organism in Eukaryota, Viridiplantae, Chlorophyta, Trebouxiophyceae, Chlorellales, Chlorellaceae. Gene Ontology annotation, molecular function: phosphoprotein phosphatase activity. The record is from RefSeq and is a predicted model, not a curated record. The transcript is spliced from 3 exons.